Heterocephalus glaber (naked mole-rat) is the source of this 1337-nucleotide messenger RNA. RefSeq names its product chromosome unknown C19orf85 homolog (gene CUNH19orf85). The record is from RefSeq and is a predicted model, not a curated record. NCBI's taxonomy places the organism in Eukaryota, Metazoa, Chordata, Mammalia, Rodentia, Bathyergidae.
GGCUGGGGAUGCUGCUCAGUGCAAAGGCCCUAGGUUCAAUCCUCAGUACUGGACAAAGGAGAGAGAGGGAAAUCCAUUCUCCGUGUCCCACAAGCACCUUGGGGAACCUGGCCCUCCGCACCUUCUCCACCCUGCGUCGUUCCACUGCGUGAAGCUCAGGCUCUGGUGGUCGCCCCAAAGCCAGCCCUUCCUGCUGGCUGGGACCUUGGGCCUCAGCUUCCCCUAAAGGUCUGGGGACGGAGCAGAGGCGGAUGGAGCAGGCAGGUCCGAUAUGGCCUGUGUAACCCCUCCCCUCCUAGGGCCGCCCCGCUCCCAGCCUGGCACCUGCCCUUCCGCAACGCCAAUUAAGAGUGCUCGACAUAAUCGCUGCGGUUGACUGGGGCUGCCGGCCUCCCGAGAGCCUUUGUCCCUUAAUUGGCCACCUCCAGGCGUAUAUCCCAGCUCCAGCUAUGUGCUAAUUGGCACCUGGCGCGUGGAGCCCCUCCGCCUCCUACAGCAGCCUCACCUGGCAGCCCAGGCCCCUCCGCGGUGCCCGCCCCAGGCUUUCGGGUGCAUCCCGGCAGUGUCGGGAAGACACCGGAGCGCCCCAGCCAUGCACCCUGGCGCCCCCGCCGGCCCAGGGGCCUCAGAGCCUGACCCGCUCGAGCUGUGCGCCUUCGUGAGCGGGGCGGCUGCUCACGUGCUGCGGGCCCUGCAGCCCCGGCGCGCCAGGCCCCCCAAGAGGAGGCCCAACCACCGGAGGUUCCUGCACAACCAGGUCUGCAGGCAAUUCACCAAGAUCGAGGCGGCCACCCAGCGCCUGGCCCUGUCCAUCCUAUCCCAGGAGGCACCUGCCCGGAGACCGCUGCCCCGAAGGCGACCCCCGCCGCCCCUGUCCCCCUUCCUAGGGGUGGCCUGUGCCGUGGCCCCCAGGGAGAUGCCCCACACCGGCCGGGGCCUGAGCGUGGCUGCCCUGGACACCUCCCCGCUAGACCUGAUUGAUGACAUUGCGCUGCCCACAGAGCGUCCCCUGGCGCCCCCGGACGCCCUGACUGCGGAGGCCGCCCCGCUGGGCUUGGAUCUGGGCUCGGGGCGCCCGAAGCAGCCGGCACUGACGCAGGCUCCGCCUCGCUCCGGUGCUCUGGCCCCCGGCCCAGAGGCCCUGGGGGGAGGCGCCGAGCCCGGAGCCCUGCCCUGGGGCUGGGUGGGCGAGUGGGGUCCGGGAGGACUGGGGGCCCCGUGACGCCCAGCGCAAGCCAGGAAGCCCGGAUCGCCCGCUCGCGCCUGGGAAGUGACUCGCGCCCGCCUUCUGUCCUUCCUCCCGGAGGAAAUAAAAGCAGCGCCCAGCGAGGCCUUCG